This is a messenger RNA of Tilletiopsis washingtonensis, 2130 nucleotides long. RefSeq lists its product as hypothetical. The transcript has 10 exons. Gene Ontology annotation, cellular component: Golgi apparatus. The coding region runs from base 1 to 2130 and encodes 709 amino acids. Gene Ontology annotation, biological process: N-glycan processing to lysosome; carbohydrate phosphorylation. Gene Ontology annotation, molecular function: UDP-N-acetylglucosamine-lysosomal-enzyme N-acetylglucosaminephosphotransferase activity; calcium ion binding. Lineage: Eukaryota; Fungi; Basidiomycota; Exobasidiomycetes; Entylomatales. The record is from RefSeq and is a predicted model, not a curated record.
AUGCGCAUACAUGCCCCGCUGCUGCUGGACGGCUGCCUCGAGGCAUGGGUGGCACGCGGCGAGGCGUGCCGCGAGCUCAGCUGGGCCGCGGAGGCGCCUUCUGCAGGAGACGCCGCGCUCGAUGCCGCGCGCCGCUUGGGGCGACAACACGACGUGCUCUUCACGGCCGUCAACGGCAGCGAUCCUCGGCACCGUGCGGCGAGACGACUACAUGUUCUGCGCCCGACGGGUCACUGGGAGCAGUGGCGGACAGAGACGGACGAGGUGGCGAGCGUAGCGACAGCGGCGGCCUCCUCGACGGAGAAGCUGCGCGUGGAGGACACCGAGAACCGAUAUCGCGACAACGACGAGCUGCGCUAUGCCGUCCGCUCAGCACAUCAGCACCUGCUCGAUCUCGGCGCGAUCCACAUCGUCAUGCCCGACUUCGCAGCGCCCGCCCAGGAGCAGCCGGCUGAGCUCGUCGGUGUCGAGCAGCCCGCCGCGGCCGCAAAUUCGGUUCUUCCGAGCGAGGCCGACGCCGGCCAGCCGACGCAUCGCUUCGUGCUCGAGAACGGCGAAGUCAGAGAGGGCCAGCUGCCUGCCUGGCUGGACAUCAACAGCUCGCUCACAUGUGCGCAGCCUACUUCUGACUGCAAGGUCAGGCUGAUGCAUGACUCUCAGCUCUUCUAUCCGCCGUCGAAAGCUCUCGGAAGUAUCGCGCAAGACGAGCGGGCUGCAUGGCGCCGCGAAGCGCUGCCCACUUUCAACUCACAAGCUGUCGAGGCCAUGCUAGGGCGACACCAAGGAACAAGCGAGCAGCUGCUCUACGCCAACGACGACAUGUUCGUUAUGACGCCCAUGCGCCUCAGCGACAUAUCGACGCCGCUCUUCGGACCGGUGCUGCGCUUUCAGCCUCAGCUGGGUGUCGGAGGCGUCCAGUAUCCCGGCUCCGGCCAGACAGGCGAAUGGCCUGGCCUGCAGUAUGCCGGCUGGCUGCUCGACGAGCGCUUCGGCACGAGCAUCCGACCGUGGGUCUCACACACGCAGCGCAUCUUCCUGACGCCAAUGCUGGCGGAGCUGCGCUUGACGUGGGGAGAAGAAUUUGAGCGGCUGGGACUGAGCCGCUUCCGCCAGCUGUCGCGGGACGCCAACAUCGCCAUCCAGCAUCUGCACCAUCACGCCCUCAUCGAGCUGCAUCGGCAAGCCCUGCUGUGGUCCUUCUUGGUCCUACGAUUGGACAUCAACGGUGAUGGCCUCCUAGAUGCAAGCGAGCUGCGCUCGGCACUGGCACAGAUGGGCGCACCCACUUCGAGGAUCAUUCCGCGUGCCCUCAAGGUUGAGGACCGGCGACUGCGCGUCGAUGUCCGCUUUCCCUGGCGCAGCACGCUCGCGGGCAGCCGCUAUGCGACGCUGGUCCGCAGUGCGGGCCUCGGCGAGGAUCCACUGGCAACAGUGAUUCAGUUCUCGUCGAACGACGGCUAUCCCUUCACGCGACUUACGCCAUUCUUUCAGGAGCGCACGCCGCUCUCGACGGCAAGCAUGCGCACAGCGGUGGCUGCCCCCUGGCCAGAGCCCUGGCCCGACUACGUUCGCGACGCUGCGACGAAGCCGCGGAAGGAAUGGCGCUUCGAUCCUCAGGCAAAGCGGUCUCCUUGCAGUCUCGACUUGAGCCACUGCAUGGACUUGCCGCACGACGGGACCCUUCCUGCGUCCGUGAGCGCAACAGUGCUCUUUCAGCGCUUCGCCUUUGGCUCUCCGCACUGCGGAGACUGUCUCGUCACACACUUGGUGCAGAGAAGCGGGCAGCUUGGCCUCGAGGCCUUCCUGCCAGCGCCAGAGCAACGCUUUCCCGGCGCAGGCACAGAUCGGCAGCCUAGCGUUGCGCAUCUGCCGCAGAUGCGUCGGGUCCGCUCGACCGAGCAGGCUGCACUGUUUGCCGCGGAUUCGGUAGCGAACGCGACCGGCUGGGCCGGUCGUUCCCAGCGAGACUUUGCCAUGCGGCUGCUGCAGCGCUACACUUACGUCAUUGGAGACUCGCCAACAAGACUCCUGAAUGACGAUCUCGAGAACGGAGUUGACGUGCGCGAGGAGAUGCGCAAGUUUGGAGAUGCAAUGUGGCCAGUGCCGGCGCCGUUCGAGCGUCAGGGGUGA